GAAAAGAAGACUUUAAAAGCUAUUGAAAUUCAAUUUAUUUAUAGGAGGACCAUUUUUCGAUGCGAGCAUUCCAUGUCUUGCAUCUCGUAAAUUUAAAAUGUUCUUCAAAAUAAAAGAAAUCGUUGUCCUGUGGAAAAGGUGCUGUUUACCGAUAAACAUAAAGUAAUUAUUGUUAUUUUAGGCUUAAGAAAGAAUUUCUACGUUGUUUAAACGAAAAACUAUAGGAAGGAUUUAGCCUGGGUUUGAUUGAAAAGUUGUCUGGUUUGUUGGUCCUGUAUUCACGAUUCUUGAGGAAGAUAUAGUUUUUUUGAAUGCAAAGAAAGCCAUACUAAACGGAAAAACUACAGGCUGGUUUUUCUAUUCUGUUUGUGGUGUAUGAAUCGCACCCUAUUUGGUUCAGACCUUUUGUGAGUGGAAAACGAAGUGUAUAGCUAGAUAUUAGAAUCAGCAAUUAGUUUUUGUUCCCUUUUGUUUUUAUUUGUUUUUGCAUUUCUACCGCCAGGAUGGUAGAGACAUCUGUUGAAAAAGUCGAAACGACUGUCCCAAAAGAUCCGAAUUCCAAAGGUGAAUCCAAUGUUUUAAUAAAACUCGUCUCUGAGCUUCAAAGCUUACUGGGAAAUGAAUAUGAGACGUAUACGAUGUGUAUUACAGACUUCAUCGUUGGCCAGUUGAGCCGCAAGGAAUUAAAUAACCUACUGUCCAAGUACUCUAAUGAUCCAAAAUUUGUCAAAUUACACAACCAAUUUAUUCUAAGCAUAGUCAAAGACUUACAGAGAUCAGGGAAGUCUGCUGUGAAUAAAUUGCCGUGGGUGAAGCGAAAGCGAUCUGAUGGAGCAUUGUUUGUUCACAAAAAGUUUACUUCUCAUAAUGCACAAGCCAAAAAGUUGAAAAAAAUCAUCCUAUCUCUAAGCUCCAAAGAUCGGGAAAGGAUUAAAGCGGUUUUGAAGGAAAAAUCCAGCACUCCACCUCAACUUCCUGGUCUAUUACUUGAAACGAGGAUUGCAAAAUUACCCAAAAUUCCAGUUUCCCGUGAUAAACUAAAUUCUGUUUUUGUUAAUGAUAUUAAAGCUGGUUAUGUUGCUCCCCUUGCCUCAGAAACUUUGGAAGUCCCCGAUGCCGAUUCACUUAAAGAACGUAUAACUGCUAUUGCUUUAGAAAAUGGGUUAUUGGGCGGAAUAGAAAAAUCCGUGCCUGAAGUAAUAUUAGCAGGAUUGGAAAACCAUAUAAAAAAUAUUUUUUCAAAGUGCUUUUCAAUUAUGGAUAGACUACUGGAUAAAAGACGGCACCAUGAGUCUUCAUUUACGAUACAAGACUUAAACUUAACUUUGUCUAUUGAACCACAUAUGCUUGUUGAAGAGUAUCCUCAUGAUGCUAAAAUUCCUUUUUUACUUCACGACGCCGCCAUGGAGGAUGAAUUGAGUACAACAACAAGGGAUUUCUCUGCUCCCGUGCCUGAUUACAUGAAGCCAAUGGACGCAUCUUUUGAAGAGCGCGAAGCGGUAGCUGCUUUGCUAGACGAUGUGCUCCCUUCAGAGUAAACAAUCAAUGACUUUCAGUUGAGGAUAUUCUGAAAGCCUUAAUCUGUUUUUUGUAUGUUCAUUUUCGUUUAAUCUUUUUAUUUCGUCUUGUAUGCAAAUAAUGAAUUACCUUUUUGAGAUGAAUAAGAACUUCCUAUUUUUAUUAACAAAUACCACUAUUAAAAAUUUAUUAGAUAUUAAAAAAAAU
Molecule: messenger RNA, 1725 nt
Organism: Schizosaccharomyces cryophilus OY26
Lineage: Eukaryota; Fungi; Ascomycota; Schizosaccharomycetes; Schizosaccharomycetales; Schizosaccharomycetaceae
Product: SAGA complex subunit Hfi1
Exons: 4
Coding region: 504-1538 (344 amino acids)
Biological process (GO): regulation of transcription by RNA polymerase II
Cellular component (GO): SAGA complex
Molecular function (GO): transcription coactivator activity
Source: RefSeq, a predicted model, not a curated record